Messenger RNA from Chionomys nivalis (European snow vole), 774 nucleotides. RefSeq names its product proline-rich protein 23A3-like. The record is from RefSeq and is a predicted model, not a curated record. NCBI's taxonomy places the organism in Eukaryota, Metazoa, Chordata, Mammalia, Rodentia, Cricetidae. The coding region runs from base 1 to 774 and encodes 257 amino acids. The transcript has a single exon.
AUGCUGGGAGCGCGGCCCCUCAGCCCAGGCGCCGACCCCGAACCCUGCUGGACACCGCAGCCACAAGAACCCAGCCCUGCCGAGCAACACAGCCUCCAAGAGCCCCCGGCGACACCCGACCUGGAAGAGCCCGCCGGGUCCGCCAGCCAUGUGCCCACUUCCGUGGUGUACCUGGCCGCCGGCUCUGCCGUGCAACUGAAGGUGGAUGACGUCGACCUACUGCUGGAGCCGAAUCUCACCUCGGUCCUGGAAGUGGAGCUCCCCGAACACACCAUCAUCCUGGUGCCCGAGGGCCUCCAGGCUCCAGACCAUCUUGGACAGCCUGGGUUCUUGUCCGCCACCCCGCAGGGGGGCGCUGGCCUGGAAAUGCCAGAGGACGACCUUCUAGUCCUCCAGCCGGGAUCCUCCUGUCAGUUCAUUCUAGAAGAUUCCUACCAAGAGGAAUCCUUUGAUGAGGAUGAGGACUCUGGCUCCCUGUCACCAUGCAUGGAUCCUCCAGCUGGUCAGGCAAGUGAGCACUUUUCCUCCACCAUCAGGAUGCCCACUCCUUGGCCUCAGGGCCACAUCCCAGAACCAUAUCCCUUAGGGCCUUCCCCUAAUGCAGAGCCAUAUUCUCCAAGGUCUGUCUGGGACCAGGACAGCUACCUGCUGGGACCCUUCCCCAGCUCACCCCUGCAGCCUCUGCCUCCAUCUCCUUCAAAUCCCCAAGAGCAGCGUCCUCUGUCCUCUCCUAGGUCCCCGUGCAAGGCCAGGAAGCGACUGUUCUGUGAAUGA